This is a messenger RNA of Hirsutella rhossiliensis, 687 nucleotides long. RefSeq names its product proteasome subunit domain-containing protein. Bases 1 to 687 code for a protein of 228 amino acids. Gene Ontology annotation, cellular component: proteasome core complex. The record is from RefSeq and is a predicted model, not a curated record. Gene Ontology annotation, molecular function: threonine-type endopeptidase activity. Lineage: Eukaryota; Fungi; Ascomycota; Sordariomycetes; Hypocreales; Ophiocordycipitaceae. The transcript has 5 exons.
AUGGACUUUGGCCACAGCGGCGUGCUCAACGAAGAUGGAAUCCACGUCGACAUGGAUCGCCUGAAGAAGGGCGAAGUCAACUUGGGAACCUCCAUCAUGGCAGUCACCUUCAAAGACGGCGUCAUUCUCGGCGCCGAUUCUCGGACAACGACGGGCGCCUACAUUGCGAACCGCGUGACGGACAAGCUGACGAGGGUUCACGACACUAUCUGGUGCUGCCGAUCGGGCUCGGCCGCCGACACACAGGCCGUGGCAGACAUUGUGCAGUACCAGCUGGGGCUGUUUGCCAUGCACAGCGGCAAGCCCCCCAUGACGCAGACUGCGGCGUCGAUAUUCCAAGAGAUUUGCUACUCCAACAAGGAUCGCUUGUCGGCUGGUCUGAUUAUCGCUGGUUGGGAUGAACGGUUCGGCGGCCAGGUCUACUCGAUCCCCCUUGGCGGCUCGCUACACAAGCAGGCGUACGCGAUCGGCGGCUCCGGGUCGACCUACAUCUAUGGCUAUUGCGACGCCAACUGGAAAGAAGGAAUGGAGCAGGCCGAAGCCGUCGACUUUGUCAAGGGGGCGCUCCGGGAGGCCAUCAAGUGGGACGGCAGCUCGGGCGGUGUCAUUCGCAUGGUGGUCAUGACCAAGGACGGCGCGGACAGGCACUUGUACUUGCCCGACACGGACUACAAGGUGCGGCAGUAA